AUGUCUGCUAACUGCAUUCCGCAUAGUGAUUCCAAAAUCACUUCAACAUCCUGUUCUUUCAGCACUACACAAAGCUCAUCCAGGCCAAACGAGGAUGAAAAUGUUUGCAAGAAGCUUUGUCUAAUGGCCUCCAAUGGAUUCCGACAUCGAAAACUCGUCCGGACCUGCCCAAGAUGUGCAUCCGUGGCAAAGGAUCCGAUCAAAGGUGAACUACAGUCAUGGCCGAAACCACAAUCGCCGUUGACUCGAGUUCAUGCUGAUUUCGCUGCACUAAUGGAAGAACUAUACUAUCUACUUAUCGUGGGCGGCUACUCCAAGGGCCGGAGACCGCUCAAAUGUCAUCGAUCUCCUCAACGGCUACUACCCAAGCAAUGA
Messenger RNA from Necator americanus (New World hookworm), 375 nucleotides. RefSeq lists its product as uncharacterized. The record is from RefSeq and is a predicted model, not a curated record. Bases 1 to 375 code for a protein of 124 amino acids. NCBI's taxonomy places the organism in Eukaryota, Metazoa, Nematoda, Chromadorea, Rhabditida, Ancylostomatidae. The transcript has a single exon.